Sordaria macrospora k-hell is the source of this 1650-nucleotide messenger RNA. RefSeq lists its product as uncharacterized. Lineage: Eukaryota; Fungi; Ascomycota; Sordariomycetes; Sordariales; Sordariaceae. The record is from RefSeq and is a predicted model, not a curated record.
AUGGGUCCCUUCUCCCUAUUGUUAAGGGUACUCCUUUUAACCUUGGCGACGAUCUCCCACCACAAUGGUUUCGUUUUCGCUCAAACAAUAGGAUGCAACCGAACAGUCAAAGCCAAGGCCGGAGACACCUGUGCCACAAUCGCGGCUGCCAACGGGAUAACCGUCUCGCAGUUCCUCCAGUCCAACCCCGGCGUGACCAGUUGCUCACAGCUCACGGUUGGAUACGACUACUGCGUGGAAGGAACAUUCGGCACCGAUCCACCUGCGCCGACGGGUCCAGCUAAUACAGUCAGUAUUGACGGCACUUGCGGGAAAGGCGUUACUUUCCGGGCCUUCGUCAACUUCGGCGCCGCCGGUUACUUCACCCCCUACUGGGCCGGGGGAGCCGUGUGGGACGGUGACGGUUACGACUAUUGCUUCGUAUAUCUCGGUGACUACGAGGACGGCGACGUCGGUUACGACCGCCACUGCGACAGUUUCGGCAACGGCUACAAUUACCACAACGGCAACGGCAACGUCAGUGGUUACGACUACGGCUGGUGGAACGACGGCUACGAGGACGGUGACUGCCACGGCAACGGCUACGUCGACGAUCACGGCUACCGCGACUACUGCCAUUACGCAAACAUCGGUGAUACUGACGACGUCGACGAAUAUUGUCAUCAUCACGGUUCCAGCGACAGUCACUGCUACUUCAACAUUGACAAGGACAGCUACUACGGGGGUUACUCAGACCUCCCUACCACGGGCGCUACCCGCACCGUGACUUCAGUGAUAGUGACAACCUCGACAAGCAUCAUUAACGUAACCAACACCAUCCCGGUUACAGCCACGGUACCCGUCACUGCAACCACCAUCACCACAGUCAUAACAACCCGGACAGCAACCAACACCGUCCCUAUUACCAACACCAUCCCCAUCACCGCAACCGCAACGACAACCGUGACAGCAACCUCCUACACCGGCAUAACCCGCACCUCGGUGAUCCUCACCACAUCGACCAACAUAAUCGACACCACCAACACCGUGACCCUAACCAAGAUCAACACCCUCACCACCACAGUCCCCGUCUACGUCACCAGUACCCAAACAAAGCCCGUAACCGCCACAAUCCCAGUUUACAUCACCAACACCAAACAAGUCACCGCCACAAUCACCGCGACAUCAACAACCUACAGCUACUCCAUCGCCACUCUAACCACCAUCCUCACCGAAACCCAGACGUCAACGAGUGUGAAGACGUUGACGAGUACGCGACUGACGCAGAUUACUAGCACGUCUAUCGACACCUUGACUUCAAUCAUCUAUACGACAGCGACUGCUACCAAGACUGUGACGGACACCAAGACGCCGCCGGCUGUGACGACUAGUAUCACAGUGACGAAACCGGGACAGGUGACGACUGUGACGGCGACGGUGACGAGUACCGUGACUGCGGCACCGGGUGGUGGUGGGAAUGGGAAUGCGCCUGGGCCGGUGGUGCCGGGGACGAGCAAGACUUGCAAGGCAUAUGAUAAGAUUGUCAACGACGAUAAUUGUAGGGAUAUUGCUAAUCGGAAUGGGUUGUUGUUGUUGGAUUUCUACAAACUUAAUCCAAGUAUCGACUGCGAUAACUUGUGGGCGGGAUACUACGUCUGUACGAGGGCGUAG